UCACUCAUAGUUUGAGCAACCAUCAGCAUGAAGGUUUUCGUAGUUUUGGUUCUGGCUCUGGCCUCCGCCUCCGCUGGGCUCCUGCCCAAUAUUGCCCCUGUACAUCCCCGUGACAGGGUCUCGACCCCAUCCAUCACCGGUCGCAUCACCAACGGCAAGGACGCCGUUGCCGGCCAGUUCCCCUACCAGGUGGGACUUAGUUUCUCCAGCUCUGCUGGCAGUUGGUGGUGCGGUGGCUCCAUCAUCGGAAACGAGUGGGUGCUGACUGCUGCUCACUGUACCGACGGUGCCGCCUCCGUGACCAUCUACUACGGUGCCACUGUCCGUACUAGCCCCGAGUUCACCCAAGUCGUCAGCAGCUCAAAGUUUAGGCAGCACGAAAGCUACCUGGCUUUGACCAUCCGCAACGACAUCUCCCUGAUCCAGACUUCGUCCGUGUCCUUCUCGGCUACCGUGAACAAGAUCAGCCUGCCCGCCGUCUCCAACAGCUACUCCACCUACGAGGGAAAGACCGCUGUUGCCUCCGGAUGGGGUCUCACCUCCGACCAAGCCACCGCCGUGUCUCGCGAUCUGCAGUACGUGGACCUUACCAUCAUCUCCAACUCCAAAUGCCAGGAAACCUUCGGAAGCCUGAUCGUGACCAGCAGGGUCCUCUGCGUUGACACCACCAACAAGGCCUCCACCUGCCAGGGUGAUUCCGGCGGCCCAUUGGCUCUCGAUGGUGUCCUCAUCGGUGCCACCUCCUUUGGAUCCGCUGAUGGUUGCGAGUCUGGCGCACCAGCUGCUUUCACCCGUAUCACUUACUAUCGCGAUUGGAUCAAGGAAACUUCCGGUAUCUAAGUGUUGAAGUAUGAAAUAUGAAAACUGCAAAAUAUUAUAAAUAAAACUGUAAUCAUGAUUUUAC
Drosophila melanogaster (fruit fly) is the source of this 904-nucleotide messenger RNA. It is a transcript of the gene yip7, whose product is annotated as yippee interacting protein 7. Bases 28 to 840 code for a protein of 270 amino acids. Gene Ontology annotation, biological process: proteolysis. NCBI's taxonomy places the organism in Eukaryota, Metazoa, Arthropoda, Insecta, Diptera, Drosophilidae. The record is from RefSeq and is marked reviewed. The transcript is spliced from 2 exons. Gene Ontology annotation, molecular function: peptidase activity; serine-type endopeptidase activity; hydrolase activity. Gene Ontology annotation, cellular component: extracellular region.